Molecule: messenger RNA, 1035 nt
Organism: Manihot esculenta (cassava)
Lineage: Eukaryota; Viridiplantae; Streptophyta; Magnoliopsida; Malpighiales; Euphorbiaceae
Product: indole-3-acetic acid-induced protein ARG7
Exons: 1
Coding region: 498-878 (126 amino acids)
Biological process (GO): response to auxin
Source: RefSeq, a predicted model, not a curated record
CUCUCAACUUGUGGGGUCUUAACUUCGAGAAAUUCGAAAGAUCACUGAUCAAGCAACCCCUCCUCCUUAGAAAACCCCACAAAGAGCUUGUUCCCUGUGUGGGUAUUUUACUAGUAAUACUUUUAUAUCACUUCAUAAUCAUACAGUGAGCCAUAUUCGAAUUCGUACACUUUUCGUAUCAAGAUUUCAUUUCUUUUUAUAUGGAAGAAAGGUACAGCACGGCAAAUCAUCAUAUAUAACUGUAUACUUUUUUUUUUCUCAUAUAUAAACUUCCAAGUAUUAUUAUUACUCAGUACUCAACUAGACUUGCUUCUCAUCUACCCUGUCUUGUCAACCAUUUAAUAUUGAGCUCCAAAAGAGCGGCUCUUCCCAUUUCUACAUUAUAUAAAUCCUUCUUUCACAAUCUCCACCACCAUUAGCCCCACUUCCUCUCCUCCUCCUCUUCUACUUCUUCCUCCUCCUCCUCAUUUGCACAACAUUUUUUUUCUCUAUUAUACAUGAAGAACAUGAAGAGGAAGUUUCUAACAGCAUGCUUUAACAAAUGGAGUAAGAUGGAGAGUAGAGUUAUACCUUGUGGGGGAUGUGAGAACUGCUGCCGUUGGAGUUUGUGGGCUUCCUCGCAUGAAGGGAAAUCAAUACCAAGAGAUGUCCCAAAGGGUCAUUUAGUGGUCUAUGUGGGGCAAAACUACAAACGUUUUGUGAUCAAAAUCAGCUUACUAGACCACCCACUCUUCAGGGCAUUGUUGGAUGAAGCUCAGGAUGAAUAUGAGUUCACUGCUGACUCCAAACUCUGCAUUCCCUGUGAGGAGAGCAUUUUCCUUGAUGUUGUUCGAUGUGCUAGCUCUCCACAGGGUUCAAGAACCUGCCUUUUUCUCUGAGAAUUCAUUCAACACAACUCUGAUUAAUUAUUGUUUCUUGAGGCUUAAGCUAAUGCUGAAGCAUAACCCAUUAAUCCUAUGUAGCUACUGUAACAUAACACUCUCUUCUUGAUCAUAAUUGUAAUUCCAUUCCAUAAUGGUAAAUUUCGUUCUGCUC